CCCGCGCCAGCCCUCGGCCGCCGCGCUGGGAACCCGGCUCUGCGCGUCCCGGAGGCUGGCGGCGCGGCGGGCGGGGACGGCAGGCUGGGGACGGCAGGCUGGGGCCGGCGGCUAGGGGCGGCCGUGCACAGCAUGGGCGGCCCGCGGGCCUGGGCGCUGCUCUGCCUCGGACUGCUGUUCCCGGGAGGCGGCGCCGCUUGGUCCGUCGGAGGCUCCCCAUUUUCUGGACGCAGAAACUGGUGCUCGUAUGUGGUAACCCGUACCAUCUCUUGCCAUGUGCAAAAUGGAACUUACCUUCAGCGAGUCCUGCAGAACUGCCCCUGGCCCAUGAGCUGCCCAGGGAGCAGCUACAGAACUGUGGUGAGACCCACAUACAAGGUGAUGUACAAGACAGUGACCACCCGUGAGUGGAGAUGUUGCCCUGGACACUCAGGAGUGAGCUGUGAGGAAGUUGCAGCCUCCUCUGGCUUCGUAGAGCCCAUGUGGUCAGGCAGCACCAUGCGGCGGAUGGCGCUUCGGCCCACAGCCUUCUCAGGUUGUCUCAACUGCAGCAAAGUGACAGAGCUGGCUGAGCGACUGAAGGCACUAGAGGCCAAGGUGGCCAUACUGACUGUCACUGAGCAAGCAGUGCCCCCAACCCUACCUACCCCUGAAGACCCUGCCCCACUCUGGGGCUUCCCGGCUGCCCAGGGCAGCCCUGGAGAUAGAGGCCUCCAGGGGCUACCAGGAGCCAGAGAGACAGUGAGGGCCCCACUGCUCCCUCGAGAUGACCGAGUGGGUAUGCGGGGGCUGCCUGGCCCCAUCGGUCCCAAAGGAGAUGCUGGUAGCCAGGGCCCCGCAGGAAUGAGAGGCCCACCAGGUCCACAGGGCCCACCAGGAAACCCUGGCCAGGCUGGAGCUGCAGGCAUCCCUGGAGAGAGGGGACCUCCAGGCCCACCAGGGCCUCCUGGCCCCCCAGGCCCUCCAGCCCCUGUUGGGCCACCUUAUGCCCAGAUUUCCCAGCAUGGGGACUCAUUAUUGUCUAACACUUUCACUGAGAGCAGCAGCCACUGGCCUCAGGGACUCACUGGGUCCCCAGGUCCCCCUGGCCCUCCAGGACCCAUGGGUCCCCCUGGACCUCCUGGCCCCACAGGGGUACCCGGGAGUCCUGGACACAUGGGACCCCCAGGCCCUACUGGACCCAAAGGAAUCCCAGGCCACCCAGGACAAAAGGGCGAAAGAGGAGCUCAUGGGGAGCCUGGCCCCCAAGGCCUCACAGGGCAGCAGGGAGAACCCGGCCCCAAAGGAGACCCUGGUGAGAAGAGCCACUGGUGUUGAGGAUCAAACCCACAGCCUCAUGGUAAACACAUGCUUUACCACUGAGCUACACCCCUGGCCCCAAAGCUGUUUUUUAAAUCCACGCUCUGAUUGAGGUUGACCUGUUGCAUUUGGUUGUCAUGUCUCUGUUAUCUUUUAGUCUAAAAUAAACUUUCUGCCCUUUUCUUCUUUUUUCUUUUCUUGACCUUUUUUCCCCCUGUCCUGAAGAUUGAAUCCGGAGCCUCACCUUAAGCUACAUCACAGCUCUUCUUCCAUUUUUUCAUUUUGUGAUAGUGUGUCACUAAAUCUUCAGAUUAUCCAGGCUGGGGCCCAAACUCAAUCCUCUUGACUCAGCCUUUGAGAGUGCUGAGAUUAUAGUUGUGCACCAUCAUACCCAGCUUUGACUUUGUCUUUUUUUAGUUGCUUAUUUGUUGUUAUUUUUUUGUUGUUAUGAAACAAGAUCUCACUGUAUCCCAACUUGCCUUGAGUUCACUAAAUAGGCUAGGCUUGCCUUGAACUCACAGUGAUCCUCCUGUCUCAGCCUUCCAAGUGCUAAAUUAUAAGCACGCACAAGCACGCCUGACUUUGUCUUUUAGUGAAUGUCUUAAUCUAGAUAUGUUGAUUUCUUCACAGUGAGAUGCAGUGCAGGUGAAGUAAUUGGUAGGAGCACUUGUGGAAGCAGUGCCCAUCAAGGUGCUCAGGUGUCAGUUUAUCCACUGUCUGUGCUAAGAAUAGCUUAAUGACAAUUUUGCAGGACACUCAUUUUUAGAUCCUGUUCCUGUGAUACUUAGAGAGGGGUUGCAUUGACAACCCCUUGUAACCCCUGGUAACCCUGGAAAAUGGCCGCAACGGUGGCAUGGGGAUAGCCUAAUCUAUAUGAUGUGACAUGACAGCUGGAUAAGGGACAACCCCAGGAAGUAGCUUACUCAUAAUGGAAAUGUUAGGAGGUCUCUGAGUUAAUUAGAUGUUUUUAGGAAGAACAGCUACUUUAAAGGUUGGAUUAUAAAACAGUGUGAUGGCACGUCCUUCUAAUUCUAGUGCUUGGGAGGCUGAGGCAGGAGGAUCACUGAGUUCAAAGCCACCCUGGGCUCCAUAGUGAGUUCCCGGUCAGCUUGAACCAUAUAAUAAAUCCUUGCCUCAAAAAAGACCAAAAAAAGUUGGAUUAUAAUUAUACAAUGUGCAUGUUAGACAUUCCUUUACUUAAUACAGUUCAAGUAAAGGAUUCCAAGAGACAAUACUAAUGUUGUCAGAAAUGGCAUAGUUCUCAUCCUGGGCUCUGCUGAAACUGAGAUACCUGCAUUCUAAAAAUCACUUUUUUUUCAUCUGAGCAAGAGGAAGGAGUGAGGAAGCGUGGCAAGGGCUGAGGCUCCGUGGAGAAGGAAAGGACAGACUGGGAGGAAGUCAGCGUGCUCACUGGCUGUUUAAGACUCUGACAGUAACUACCUCCACUUGUAGGGUGGGGAGCCUAAAAGCCAGGAAGCCCUAGAGAAAGAGUUUUGAGGCCACUGCUACAUCUGUGAAGGCUGGGAGGGACAGGCCUGAGAAGCAGAGGAGCAGACCAACACUGCUUAGGGGACAGUUCUGAGGGUGGGCACCAGGAUGUGCCAGAGUGUCAGAGCCCUGACAGGAUUGAGCACUUUUUGGGAAGGGGUUCUGGACCACAGCCACAGAUUUUUUUGCGAGGGAA
Messenger RNA from Cavia porcellus (domestic guinea pig), 2983 nucleotides. RefSeq names its product EMI domain containing 1 (gene Emid1). Gene Ontology annotation, biological process: extracellular matrix organization. NCBI's taxonomy places the organism in Eukaryota, Metazoa, Chordata, Mammalia, Rodentia, Caviidae. Gene Ontology annotation, molecular function: protein binding; extracellular matrix structural constituent conferring tensile strength. The record is from RefSeq and is a predicted model, not a curated record. The transcript is spliced from 15 exons. Bases 133 to 1317 code for a protein of 394 amino acids.